AUGUCUGGCUGUAGUUACGAACCUGGAAAACCUUACUUCGUUUGGUACUGUUGUAACUGCUUCGAUGGGCCACUCAGUGAGAUUAAUAUUGGAUGUCCUAUGUGCGGGCACUUGAGAUGCAAUGGGGCUACACCCUCUAUAAUUCGCCAGCAUCCUGUGUCGACUUACUCAGUCAUCGCAACGCCAGACACCGUCGUGCCGACUAGUUCGCCAUCUACUACUUAUCAUGGAAAAGAUGUGUCGACCCUGUUUCCUCCUCCAAAGUCACCUGUUGACACAGCGGGUUACCAAGAUAAAGAUGUUUCAACUCUUCUUCCGCAGUCACUAAAGCAGUCAACUGAGCUCGCUUUCCGUACUUCCAAAGGACAGAUUCAGGUCGAGCAUCAUUCCUCUGGCGAACCUGAGAAGAGUACCACAACCGAUGCCGAACGCUCUUCGUCUGCGGCAAACUUUCCUGUUCCCCGUAAUCCGAUCGGUACUCCAAUGGCUCACGAGUCCCCAAAAAGCAGUGUCGCAGUAGUCUUCACUGAUUCCGAUACUGACAGCGAACAACCUGCUUCUACGAGCCCCUAUUCCAGCCCAGAGAGCAUUGCUUCCAUCGGCCGCAGGAUCUCUCAACACACUCGACGUGUAGUCAAUCAUAUCAUGAACAAUCUACAUUUCGAUUUUGACCUUGCGCGUGGUCUUAUCACUUGUACGGGUGGAGAUGAUAGCUAUGGGCCAAGCUCAACACCAAGUACUGGCCCCGAAGUUAGCUGGAUAUCAGGUCGAGGAUCGGGACGCGGGCAGCGGAAACGUAACCUGGGGCAUGAUGGCUCGGAAUCGCCUGACGAUGAUCAAGACGAAGGCCAUAAACGGCCCAAACCAAAUACCGGUUUUCCAGCUACUGGAGACACGUCAGAUCGGAAGCUGGCUUGCCCGUACUUCAAGCGUAACCCUAGUAAACACAACCAAUGCAGCUCUUGCAGUGGUCCAGGCUUCCCUACUGUGGCUCGCAUGAAAUUUGAAUACACACCAAAGAGAAUUGCAAGGGUGCCAGCUAGGACAGCUCCAGCCGAAUCAGAGGUUGUCGCUAACAUGAGUCUAGUUUACGAGUACGAUACGGAAGCCGACUCGAACGAAACGUCAACUCCUUUGUCCUUAGCCGCGCGCUUUCAAGCAUACGGUCGGCAACAGCUUCCGGUGAUUGUCAGACGGCAACUCGAAGAACACUUCGAGCCAAAGAUUAGAGAUCAGAUCGAACAAGCUAUACGUGUAGGAAUCGAAGAACUUAUCGCUACCUUCAUUCGCGACGAGGUUAACUCCAACGUGAAUAAUGCUGAUGUUGCACCCGAUGCUCCAGUUUCCAUGUCAGAGCAUCUACCAACUCGUCCGACGCACCACCUAGAAGCUCCUGCCCAGAGCUUAGGGUUCGUACCUCCUCAAGUCUCAGUGGAUCUAAACAUACUACCUGAUACUGCGUGGCCUGACUUCCCGAAUCCUUUGGACACAAUGGGCGACUCCGAUCUGUCAGCCUUCUUACAUGAUCCAACUACGAGAGAAAAUUAUUCUUUUGAACCUUCCGACUCCUUCCUGAAUCUUCAAACCUUGGCUGGACAUGAGAGUGGACCUUCACACCAAGUCGACUCAAGACCCGAAGAUUCUCUUUCAUUGAAUGCUCUGCAUGAGGACGAACCAAACGAGGCGUUUUGGGAUGAAUUACUAGAUGACUUCACAGACGGCGGUCCUCCAUGGCAAAAUUACGCGUCGGAGGAGACGCAACCGGGGCUUAAAAUUAUCCUUGAAGGAGAACUGAGCCAGUGCCGCCAGGCUGGGUGGGCCCCAUGAGUGGAUAUAAUGUCAGUUGUCUUCGUCGCACAGCAACACGCCACACGUAUCGAUUAGAAACGGAGUCUGAUCAUUUAUGACGCGGUUUGCUAUCAUCUUAAC
Messenger RNA from Mytilinidion resinicola, 1929 nucleotides. RefSeq lists its product as uncharacterized. Lineage: Eukaryota; Fungi; Ascomycota; Dothideomycetes; Mytilinidiales; Mytilinidiaceae. The transcript is spliced from 3 exons. Bases 1 to 1827 code for a protein of 608 amino acids. The record is from RefSeq and is a predicted model, not a curated record.